GUUGUUGCAAUGGUGGUGUCGGAGGGACAUUGAAUGACUUUGGCUCCAUCACGAAAAAAAGGUAGUUUUUAACCAGUUUAAUCCGUGAACCGCGAGUAUGGAGGCUCUCAUUCCUGUCAUAAACAAGCUCCAGGAUGUGUUCAACACGGUGGGAGCGGACAUCAUCCAGCUGCCGCAGAUUGCAGUGGUGGGGACUCAGAGCAGUGGAAAGAGCUCUGUGCUGGAGAGCCUGGUGGGCCGGGAUCUGCUGCCUCGUGGGACUGGCAUCGUAACCAGGCGACCCCUCAUACUCCAGCUGGUCCAUGUGGAUCCUGCAGAUGCCAGGAAGAACGACGACAGUGGAAGAGAAGGUGAAGAGUGGGGGAAAUUUCUACACACCAAGAACAAGAUCUACACAGAUUUUGAUGAAAUCAGACAAGAAAUUGAAAGUGAAACUGAGCGAAUAUCUGGUAAUAAUAAGGGAAUCAGCGAUGAGCCCAUUCAUCUGAAGAUCUUCUCCCCUCACGUUGUCAACCUCACGCUGGUGGAUCUGCCAGGAAUCACUAAGGUGCCCGUCGGCGAUCAACCCAAGGACAUCGAGGUGCAGAUAAGAGAUCUGAUCCUGAAGCACAUCUCCAACCCCAACUGCAUCAUCCUGGCCGUCACGGCGGCGAACACGGACAUGGCGACCUCGGAGGCCCUGAAGGUGGCCCGGGAGGUCGACCCCGACGGGAGGAGGACGCUGGCGGUGGUGACCAAGCUGGACCUGAUGGACGCCGGCACCGACGCCAUGGACGUCCUGAUGGGCAGAGUCAUCCCGGUCAAGCUGGGCCUCAUCGGCGUCGUCAACAGGAGUCAGCUGGACAUCAAUAACAAGAAGUCGGUGGCGGACGCCAUCCGGGACGAGCACGCCUUCCUGCAGAAGAAGUACCCGUCGCUCGCCACCAGGAACGGAACCAAAUACCUGGCCCGGACUCUGAACAGGCUGCUGAUGCAUCACAUCCGGGACUGCCUGCCCGAGCUGAAGACGCGGAUCAACGUGCUGGCGGCUCAGUACCAGUCCCUGCUCAGCAGCUACGGCGAGCCGGUGGAGGACCAGAGCGCCACCCUGCUCCAGCUCAUCACCAAGUUCGCCACCGAGUACUGCAACACCAUCGAGGGCACGGCCAAGUACAUCGAGACGGCCGAGCUGUGUGGCGGAGCCAGAAUUUGUUACAUAUUCCACGAGACGUUUGGCAGAACGCUGGAGUCUGUGGAUCCUCUGGGAGGCCUGAGCACCAUCGAUAUCCUCACCGCCAUAAGGAACGCCACGGGCCCCCGUCCGUCCCUGUUCGUGCCCGAGGUUUCCUUCGAGCUGCUGGUGAAGAAGCAGGUGAAGCGGCUGGAGGAGCCCAGCCUGCGCUGCGUGGAGCUGGUGCACGAGGAGAUGCAGCGGAUCAUCCAGCACUGCAGCAACUACAGCACGCAGGAGCUGCAGAGGUUCCCCAAGCUGCACGAGGCCAUCGUGGAAGUGGUGACCUCCCUCCUGAGGAAGAGGCUCCCCAUCACCAACGAGAUGGUUCACAACUUGGUGGCGAUCGAGCUGGCCUACAUCAACACCAAGCAUCCGGACUUCGCCGACGCCUGCGGCGUCAUGAAUAACAACAUCGAGGAGCAGAGGAGGAACAGGAUGCGAGAGCUGCCUGCUUCAGUGCCCCGGGAUAAGUCCGUUGGCAAAGGCCCGGCCGGCCCGACUGUGGCUUCUGGCGAGUCCCCCGCGUCCGGAGUAGACAUGGACGGUGCCAAGGCGGCGGCGGGGGCGGGGCCUCCGGGGGAGCAGGACGGCACCGGGAACUGGAGGGGCAUGCUGAAGAAGGGCGAGGACGCCCCGGGCUCCGGGCCGGGGAGCCCCCUCAAGGGAGUGGUCAACCUCCUGGAUGUGCCGGUGCCGGUCGCCAGGAAGCUGUCGUCUCGUGAGCAGCGGGACUGCGAAGUCAUCGAGCGCCUCAUCAAAUCCUACUUUCUCAUCGUUCGCAAGAACAUCCAGGACAGCGUGCCAAAGGCAGUCAUGCACUUCCUGGUCAACCACGUGAAGGACAGCCUGCAGAGCGAGCUGGUCGGCCAGCUGUAUAAAUCCGGCCUCCUCAACGACCUGCUGACCGAGUCGGAGGACAUGGCCCAGCGGCGCAAGGAGGCGGCCGACAUGCUCCAGGCGUUGCAGAAAGCCAGCCAGGUGAUCGCCGAGAUCAGGGAAACACAUCUGUGGUGAUGAAAAGGAACCGAAGCGAAGCGACCGACGCUCAACGCUCUCAUCAUGGAAGUUAGAAAAAAAAAAAAAAAAAAAAAAAAAACACAGCGAAGCUCUAGUGUACAGUUAGAUGUCAUCGUGGUCUACCAGAAGCGAACAUUUAGACUUCAUGAACAAAUCGAUUUGAGUUUAGAAAGUUGUCGGCGUGGUCAACCAGGAGGGAAAUGGACUUUUAGAGACCUUUAGCUUAUUUAAAGACAUGAAAUGUCGUCAUCCAGCCCUUCAUUUGGAUCCUUUUUCAUCUUCGCCAAACCAUGAAGUUUGAAUUCUUUUCUUUUUUUUUGCACUAUCGUCGCCACACUGUAACUGUAUAGCGUUCUCACUAUUUAUUGAAGUGUUAUUUAAAUGUGUGGUUUUCAGUUUACAUAUCGCUGCCUACACGUGAAAUACAUGGUGCACUGUGAUCCUGUCUGGUUCCCAUGAGAGAGAAUAAAUACAGGUAUUUUGUUGCCAC
Salarias fasciatus (jewelled blenny) is the source of this 2720-nucleotide messenger RNA. Its product is annotated as dynamin-1-like protein. NCBI's taxonomy places the organism in Eukaryota, Metazoa, Chordata, Actinopteri, Blenniiformes, Blenniidae. Gene Ontology annotation, molecular function: GTP binding; GTPase activity; microtubule binding. Bases 98 to 2227 code for a protein of 709 amino acids. The record is from RefSeq and is a predicted model, not a curated record. Gene Ontology annotation, biological process: mitochondrial fission; mitochondrial fragmentation involved in apoptotic process; peroxisome fission. Gene Ontology annotation, cellular component: cytoplasm; microtubule; mitochondrion. The transcript is spliced from 19 exons.